This is a messenger RNA of Cryptomeria japonica (Japanese cedar), 2088 nucleotides long. RefSeq names its product plant cysteine oxidase 4. Gene Ontology annotation, molecular function: oxidoreductase activity, acting on single donors with incorporation of molecular oxygen, incorporation of two atoms of oxygen. The transcript is spliced from 7 exons. The record is from RefSeq and is a predicted model, not a curated record. The coding region runs from base 825 to 1637 and encodes 270 amino acids. NCBI's taxonomy places the organism in Eukaryota, Viridiplantae, Streptophyta, Pinopsida, Cupressales, Cupressaceae.
UGUAAUUUUAUCGAGAUCAAAUGCUUUCAGCCAUCCGCGUGUCAAAUGGAUCCAAUAUACAGUAGCGAACAGUAUAAAAAAUUCAAGGUAAUUGUUGUAAACCGCUUGUGGGUAAUAUUUCCGUGUGUUGCAACAUUCAGCACCUGUAAGUAACCACAAGAAGAUCUAAACCUUUUGUCAAGCCAACGCAAUUGCGCCGCCCACGUGCCAAUCAACUAAAGGUUGCAUAAAUUAAUUUGCAACCUGGACGAAUAAAUGCCUUCUCGAAACAAAGAAUGAUUCAAGGAUGUACGGCCGGAGAUUCAAACUUAUAUUCUUCUCUCACUCGUUUCAACUUUCUUCACGCAUCACUUAUUACUGUGUGUGUACUUUCUGUGAAGCCAUGGUAUUUUCUGUUGAAUUCUGUUAAUUUUGAUGGUCGGGAGGCGAGGAGCCUGCAGGUUAAGACCUCAAGUAAUUUGACAUAUUGAAGCUUGAUAUGAUGUUUUACUUUGGAUUAACAGGAGAUGCAUUAAUCUGAAAUCAGACUGGUGAUUGUUUAGCCAAGUAUCCUUUGAAAGGCCUAGAGUGCAAGCAUUUAGGUUUAUGGAAUAAGCACCGAAUAUGGUAUGUGCUUGAAGCAAGCAUUUUGCAAUAGUGGAGGUCCAAGGACAAUAAAUUGUGAGGGAAUUGUUGAUAUGAACUCAACAAAUUAUAUAGCUCGAGGUAAACAUAAUUUGAAGUAAGUGCUGUUAUUUGAUACACACAUUUUAGAGAAGACAGGUAGCAGGUUUGGAAUUUCAGGAUAUAGUGUUCCCAUUUGUUAGGAACAGUGGUUCUGCACUAUGACAGCAGUGCAAAGGCUUUAUGAGAUCUGUAAGGCAUCAUUUACAUCCAAUGGUCCAAGAUCUCCAGAGAUCCUACAAAAUGUUCAUGAUGUUUUAGAUACUAUCAAGCCUUCUGAUGUUGGACUAGAAGAGGCGGCACUUGUAGCACAUCGAUGGAGUGGUUCUUCACAUGGAGUUAAUGGAAGGAGGGGGCGCAAUGGAAGCCCCAGAUAUUUCUCUCCAAUUACUUACCUUCAUAUACAUGAGUGUGAAAAUUUUUCAAUUGGUAUUUUUUGUAUGCCUGUUUCAUCUGUCAUACCCCUCCACAAUCACCCUGGCAUGACCGUGUUGAGCAAACUUCUUUAUGGUUCAGUGCACGCCAAGGCUUAUGAUUGGAUUGAUCCAUCUGAGGUUUCAGAUUCAUCAAAAGGUCUUUCAAAAGCAUACAAUAGUUGCUGGUGGGACUGCAUGGCAUUCGUGGAGGACAUUUUCUUUGGAUUUCAAUCAAAAUUAGCGAAGCUGGUUAAGGAUUGUGAAAUGUCUGCACCUUGUGACACUACUAUUCUCUAUCCAACCUAUGGUGGAAAUAUACAUUCUUUCAGGGCAUUGUCACCAUGUGCCCUUCUUGAUGUACUUGCACCUCCAUAUUCCACAGAGGAGGGCAGGCAUUGUACAUAUUAUCGGAAAUCUUUCAGAAAAGUUCCUUCUGGUCUGCAAGUUGAAGGCAUUAAUAUUCCUGGUCAUCAACUGGCCUGGUUAGAAGAGUAUCAACCUCCAGAAGAUUUUGUAGUGCAGAGAGGACUGUAUAAGGGUCAAAAAGUCGUGCUUUGAUUUUCUUGGAGAUCAUUCACUAUCUGUCUACCAUUCGAUUUGUUAGAUUCCCAAGCACAGAAAUCCCUUAGUUGCAAGCUACAUUCAUUUGAUUCUUGCAGGAACUGAAGGCAGGAACAUAGUAUAGCACACAGUGUGUGGGAGGCAUUCGUGCAUUGUGAACUUUCGUAUCUGUGCCUAGUGCUGAAUAGGCAAGAAAAUAUAUUAAGCUGUAAAUAUAUAUUUGUUAUGUUAUUUCCUUGUACUUUGAAGAGCAUUAAUUAAUAUGCUAUUUAAGUGGAUGCGGGUCUUUCUAAACAUGUCCAUUUGAUUGUAUAUCUUUGUUUCAGUUUAAGCACAAAACUGAAAAAUCCAUGUAGAUCUUUUGUGCGGUAGAGAUAGGAAAAUAUUUGUGGCUGUAUUUGUAGCAAGUCUUUCUAUUAAGUUAUUAACUAUUACUAGAUUCAAGUUC